GGGCGCAACGACGGCUCGGGUCGCGGCGAGUGGCGGGCGGCCGGCCGACGGGAACCGGGGCGGGGCGGCGGCGGCGGCCAGCGAGGGAGCGCGCGGGCGGCCUGGCCCCGCCCCCGGCCCGCCCCGGUGACCUUCAGGGCCCGGGCGGCGGGCGCAGGCCCCGGCGGCGGCGGCGACGACGGCGGCACGAUGUUCGUGCAGGAGGAGAAGAUCUUCGCGGGCAAGGUUCUGCGGCUGCACGUCUGUGCGUCCGACGGCGCCGAGUGGCUGGAGGAGGCGACCGAGGACACCUCGGUGGAGAAGCUCAAGGAGCGCUGCCUUAAGCACUGCGCUCAUGGGAGCUUAGAAGACCCCAAGAGUGUGACCCAUCACAAAUUAAUACACGCUGCUUCGGAGAGGGUGCUGAGUGACACCAAGACACUCCUGGAGGAGAACGUCCAGGACGAAGAUGUCUUGUUGCUGAUCCAAAAGCGGGCUCCGGACCCGCUCCCCAAGAUGGCUGAGGUCUCAGCGGAAGAAAAGAAAAAACAAGAACAGAAAGCCCCGGAUCGAGACGCCAUCUUCCGAGCCACCGCUGACCUGCCCUCCUACGACAUGGACCGGGCCGUGGUGCAGACCAACAUGAGAGACUUCCAGACGGAGCUCCGGAAAAUCUUGGUGUCUCUCAUCGAGGUGGCACAGAAGUUGCUGGCGCUGAACCCGGACGCGGUGGAAUUAUUUAAGAAGGCAAACGCCAUGCUGGACGAGGACGAGGAUGACCGUGUGGACGAGGCAGCCCUGCGGCAGCUCACAGAGAUGGGCUUUCCCGAGAACAGAGCCGUGAAGGCCCUGCGGCUGAACCACAUGUCGGUGCCCCAGGCCAUGGAGUGGCUAAUCGAGCACGCAGAAGACCCCACCAUAGACACGCCGCUUCCAGGCCCGGCCUCGCAGGGAGAGGCGGGCGCCGAGGCCGCCCCCACCGGGGGGGCCGCUGCCGCCGGGACCAGCGCGGAGGAUGAGGAGGCCAGAGACGAGCUGACGGAGGUCUUCAAGAAGAUCCGGAGGAAAAGGGAGUUCCGCGCAGACGGCCGGGCCGUCAUUGCCCUGAUGGAGAUGGGAUUCGAUGAGAAGGAAGUGAUAGACGCCCUCAGAGUGAACAACAACCAGCAGAAUGCCGCCUGCGAGUGGCUGCUGGGAGACCGCAGGCCCUCUCCUGAGGAGCUGGACAAGGGCAUCGACCCCGACAGCCCCCUGUUUCAGGCCAUCCUGGAUAACCCCGUGGUGCAGCUGGGCCUGACCAACCCUAAAAUCUUACUAGCGUUCGAAGACAUGCUCGAGAGCCCGCUGAGCAGCACCCAGUGGAUGAACGACCCCGAGACGGGCCCAGUCAUGCUGCAGAUCUCCCGCAUCUUCCAGACCCUGAACCGCACAAAAACCUCUGUGGCGGCAGCGCGCUCGGCCGUGCCUCUAGCCUCUGACAGUGUUUACAGACAACGUCGUCACCCCGGGAAGGGGUCACCUCCCUCCAGUGUCCCUCUGGGCCCUUGAAACGCUACUUGAAUUGACCUGUAGGCGCUGCUCGUAGAGUCCACUUGUUAUUUGAAAGAUGGCAUGUUUCAAUCCAAAGUGUUAACGUCAAGGGUACUAACUUAAGUACAAAAACUCGCAGACGACUUUUCUUUAAUAAAUAAAUACCCCUUUUCCAAUU
Mesoplodon densirostris (Blainville's beaked whale) is the source of this 1687-nucleotide messenger RNA. It is a transcript of the gene UBAC1, whose product is annotated as UBA domain containing 1. The transcript is spliced from 11 exons. The coding region runs from base 190 to 1527 and encodes 445 amino acids. The record is from RefSeq and is a predicted model, not a curated record. Gene Ontology annotation, molecular function: protein binding. NCBI's taxonomy places the organism in Eukaryota, Metazoa, Chordata, Mammalia, Artiodactyla, Ziphiidae.